AAUCCCCCCCCCCCCGGUUGCCUCGUAAGAUAAUUGACAGCUGUCAAUCAAGUCAAAUUCUACCAUACUACCCUUCUGAGAACACAUGUUGCAUUUCAUGCAGUUUGGCACCAUUUCCACGGCUCAGGGCGACGGGAUCCCGGGAGCCGAAGACCUUGGGAAACUGCAGAUCCCGGGACCCCGUAACCGAGGGACGGUGACAUAGAUGCGGGACACACGGUUUUCUCUAUCAGUAUAUAUAUAUAUAUAUAUAUAGAUAGAUAGAUCUCUAUGUCUAUUUCCAACCCUACUUUGUGCCGCCGUCUCCUCCUUCUUUCCUUCCUUCUUUCCUUCCUUCCUUCCUUCCUUCCUUCCUUCCUUCCUUCCUUCCUUCCUUCCUUCCUUCCUUCCUUCCUUCCCGUCCGCACUGCCCGCUUCUUCCUUGUUCCUGCCGCUCCUCCUCGUCCCGUCCGCAUUUCCUCUCGUUCUUGUUUCGGCAGAGACACACCUUGGGUUUUGUUCUGUUGUUUUGACCGUCAGAAAUAUUGUGACAUAUUGUACAAAGGUAUUUUACCCUAUUUAUAUACUGUAAUGUUAUUGUUAAAUAAAAAAAACGUAUUGGAGUGAGCGCCGUUCUUAGAAUCUUCUUCUCUGGAGGCUGGAUGGCCAUCUGUCGGGAGGGCUCGGGUGGUGCCUCCUGUUAAAUUAGAUUGGGGGCGGACCAGAUGGCCUUUACGGGUUUACAUAGUACUCCAAACUAUAACUCCCAGUGCAAUAGAAUCCCGGGAGUUGUGGUUUUGCAAGGGCCUUUGCCUUAAGUAAGUUGCAUCUGCAUUUUCGAAUGAAUGCAGCUUGGCGCCACCCUUGCAAUGGCUCGGUGCAAUAGAAUCUCGAGAGUUGUAGUUUUUGCAGGGGCCUUCACCUUAAAUAAGUAUAAGUGGCAUCUACACUGGGCCAGUGCAAUGGGAUCCUGGGAGUUGCAGUUUUUGCAAGGGCCUUUGCCUUAGGUUGCAUCUACUUUCAGAUGAAUGCAGCGUAGUGCUAUGCUUUAAAUGCAAUGGCUCUGUGCAUGCUACGGAUUCCCGGGAGUUGUAGUUUUUGCAAGGGCCUUUGCCUUAGGUUGCAUCUACUUUCGCUUUAAAUGCAAUGGCUCUGAAUUCCCGGGAGUUGUAGUUUUUGCAAGGUCCUUUGCUUGGGGCGAAACAAAUGCCGUGUGGCGCCUUGUUCAUUGCAAUGUCUCAGUGCAAAGGGAUCCUGGGAGUUCUAGUUUGCACUCCACGUGUGGCUCAAGACCUUGGGAGACUAAAACUGCCAUGGCAUGGAGCCAAGUGUGGUUUAAAGCAGUGCGGAUGCUCCUUUGCAAGACUGGAAAUCCCAGGAGGCCUCUUCUCUGGUGUUUGUCACCCGCUUCCUGAGUCGGCGGGCCGGCCGCGCAAGCUUCGUGUGACUUUGCGACCGCACCGCCUGCGCCACUUCCUCAUGCGCCCAGGCCUCGCCGCUCUGCUCACAUUUUGCAGAAAUCUGCUCCGUUUUAUCACUUUCUUUCUGCAAAACUUUUUGUUUUCUCGCGGAAAAAAAAAACCAAACCAAAAUCGUCCCCCUUUUGUCCUUGGAGAUCUACAGAUCCCGAAUCGAUCUCAUAAGAAACCUCUUUGGAAAAUAAAUCUGGAGAGUCAAAGAAGAGCGGCCGUUCUAUGGCUUCCUGACAUGCCGAGGAGGAAGCGGGUGGCACGGUUCGCCUUUUUCUUGCCAACCAAAAAAUAAGGCAUUUUUCGAAAAUAUAAUUAUCUGUUUUUCCAUCCUAAGAAGGGUCUCGGAUUUGUGGACUAUGUCUCUCAAGCUGCCGCGGAGCUGGGAUUUCGGCCUGCGAAUGGACAAAAUAGGUAUGUUGUGGCCCUUGAAAUGGCGCCAGAACCACAAGAGAUGCAUUUUUGCAAAGCUAUUUUUCCUCCUUUGCCUCCAAACGAAGUGGCGUCAAACUGCAUUAAUUCUACAGUGUAGAUGCACCCUAGGCAGCCUUUUUUUUUUUUUGCCCCAUCUUCACUUGCUAGGCUCUUUGUGUUUAGAAAUAUGUGUGUUGAGUUCUAUUGGAAUAUUUUAAAUUUCAUGAGCUUGCCUUGUUUUUAAUGUUGUAAGUUGCUUUGGGGCAGAGAGGGAAUAAUUAAUAAUAAUAAUAAUAAUAAUAAUAAUAAUGAUGAUGAUGAUGCUCGGGAAGUGUUCGACUUGUAAUUUUGUGAUAUGAAAUCCAGCAUGUCUAUCAUGUUUUCUGUGUCAUACAAUAAAAUAAUAAUAAUAAUAACAAUAAUAAUAAUACGAAAUCCAGCAUAUCUAUCUUGUUUGUUGUGUCAUACAAUAAAAUAAUAAUAAUAACAAUAAUAAUAAUACGAAAUCCAGCAUAUCUAUCUUGUUUGCUGUGUCAUACAAUAAAAUAAUAAUAAUAAUAAUAAUAAUAAUAAUAAUAAUAAUAAUAAUAAUAAUAAUGUGAUGAUUGGAGUCAAUGCAGGGAAGGAAUAAUGCUAAAGAGGAGGAGGAGAUGAUGAUGAUGAUAGCUGCUUGGGGUAUCAAUGCAGAGGGAAUAAUUAUAAUAAUAAUAUGAUGAUGAUCAUCAUCAUGAUAGCUGCUUGGGGUCUCAAUGCAGAGGGAAAAUUAUAAUGCUAAUAAUAAUAAUAAUAAUAAUAAUAAUAAUAAUAAUAAUGUGAUGAUGAUAGCUGCUUGGGGUCUCAAUGCAGAGAAAUAAUAAUAAUAAUAAUAAUAAUAAUAAUAAUAAUAAUAAUAAAUAAGAUGAUGAUGACGACGACAGCUGGUUGGGGUCUUAUUGUAGAGAGGGAAUAAUAAUAAUAAUAAUAAUAAUAAUAAUAAUAAUAAUAAUAAGAUUAUAAUGAUGAUGACAGCUGGUUGGGGUCUUAUUGUAGAGAGGGAAUAAUAAUAAUAAUAAUAAUAAUAAUAAUAAUAAUAAUAAUAAUAUAAGAUUAUAGUGAUGAUGACAGCUGGUUGGGGUCUUAUUGUAGAGAGGGAAUAACAAUAAUAAUAAUAAUAUGAUGAUGAUGAUGAUGAUGAUGACGAUGAUAGCUGGUUGGGAUCUUAAUGCAGAGAAAAACAACAAUAGCACCUGCUUUGGGUCUUGAUCCAAAUAAUAAUAAUAAUAACAACAACAAAAAUACAUGGCUGCUUUGCAUCUCCUUUGAGAGAGAUAAAGUUGGGUAUAAAUAAAAACAAUAACAAUAAUAAUAGAUACAUAGCUGCUUUGAGUCUCCUUCGAGAGAUUAAGUGGGGAAUAAUAAUAAUAAUAAUCACUGCCUUUAAUAAGUAAUUUUGCUUUCUUUUUGUCUUUGCAAACGCCUCCCGCCCCCGCAGUGAAAAGGAAGUCCCUUUGCAACCUAAUCUCUGCCAUCAUUUCCUUUAAAUUCACAAAUAGCUUGCUGCGUUCACCAAAAAAAAAAUCCUCAUUUGUUUGAGAAAUUUUCCUCCCUGAGAGGCAGGCCUGGGCUGCAUGGGUCUGCAUUGCAUUGCAAAGCGCCCCACUUUGCAAGGGACUUUUUGGGUGCGGUCGCAGAGCGUGAUGGCGCUGGAGGCGAAGGGCCCGGUGGCCCCGGGGCCCCUCAAGGCCGGCUGGCUGAAGAAGCAGCGCUCCAUCGUCCGCAACUGGCAGCAGCGGUACUUCGUCCUCCAAGGGCCACACCUCUACUACUUCAAGGACCAGGACGACCUCAAGCCCCAGGGCCUGGUGCAUCUGCAGGGCAGCAGCAUCCGAGAAGUGGCCUCUUCCUCCGACGAAGCCGGGAAAUUCAUCUUUGAAAUCAUCCCAGGGAUUUCGGGGGACCCGAGUCGGGCCGGGCCGGACUCCUGUGUCCUGAUGGCCGCCUCCCAGUCCGACCUGGACGAGUGGGUCAAGCUCCUCCGCCGGGCGGUUGGCUCUGCCUUGGGAGUGGUUUUCGGUCAGCAGUUGGCGGAGACCAUGGCCUAUGAGCAGCGCUUUGGGCCGCAUCUCGUCCCCAUCUUGGUGGAGAAAUGCGCGGGAUUCAUCCGCGACCACGGCCUCCGCGAAGAAGGGAUUUUCCGUCUUCCCGGGCAAGACAACCUGGUGAAGCAACUCCGGGAUGCCUUCGACGCCGGGGAGAGGCCCUCCUUCGGCCAGGAUACGGACGUGCACACCGUGGCCUCUCUGCUCAAGCUCUACCUGCGGGAACUUCCGGAACCGGUCGUCCCUCGUUCGCAAUACGAAGACUUCCUUCUGUGCGGACAGAUUCUGGCGGCAAACGAGACCAAGGGUGGCCAACUGUUGGUGAAGCAGCUAGGUCUUCUACCCCGAGACAAUUACAACCUCCUCAGCUACAUCUGCAGGUUCCUGCACGAAAUCGAUCUCUGCUCGGCGACCAACAAGAUGAGCGUGGAGAACCUGGCCACGGUCUUUGGGGUCAACCUCAUCCGGCCCAAAGUGGAGGACCCAGUGACCAUCAUGAAAGGGACCCCCCAGAUCCAGAGGGUCGUGGCGGCCCUGAUCCGUGGGCACGAGCGCUUCUUCCCGCCUUCCAAGGACCAGAGGCCUCCUCUGCCGCAACAAGCCAACGACCCCGCGAAGAACCCGGGGCCUCGAAACGCGGUCGGGUGGGACGCCGUCCCCUUCCCCGCGGCCUCCGGGAGCGGGACCCUUUGGGAAGCGAGAGACGAUGGAGAACCCUCCGGGAGAGGCCCUUCCGCGGAAGGCCACGGGGAACUGCCGGCCAGGGCGGCUCCGGAGCCCCGGAAGCGGACGCAGACGCUUCCCAACCGGAAAUGCUUUGGGACCGUUCCGGGCUUGGGCGAAAACGACAUUUUCCGGAGCAGCUUCUGGACCUCGUCCUCGUCCUUGGCGCAGCUCCAUCCCGUUCCUUCCUCCGCUGGACGGAGCCACAAGCGGACCUCCUCCCACGGCCUCUCCAGGCUCCUGCAUUUGCCCCACGCGGAAAACCCUUCCGCGCAGGAAACCGGGAAGCCGGUCCGAGAAGCAGAGCGGCCUCUGACCCCGGGAAGCCAUUAUGACCCCGGAAAGGGUCCCGAUCCAGAUCCGGAGCAAAACGGGUCCCCAGAUCCCCCUCCUAAUCCGGAUCGAGACUUUUGCGACUCGGAGGAUCCUGACUCUCUUCGGAAGAGGAUCACGGAGUUGGAAAGGGAGUUGGAGGCGCAGAAGAAGGACUACGAGGAGCAAAUGGCAAGCCUGGAGAAGGAGAACUACGAGGUCUGGGCCAAACUGGUGCGGCUCAAGGAAGAACUCGAGAAGGAAAAGGCUCGAUCGGCCGAAACGGAGCGGACGCUGCAAGAGGUCCGGGGUUCGAGGGACGACUUGGAGAAGACCAACCGGCUCCUGGAGGAGUCCUUGAAGGCCGUGAUCCGGUCGGGAAAGAACCACUGAAAUGGAGGAACCAAACAAAACAAGACGUUUCCAAAUUUCCACCUUCCCCAGGCAGCAGCUUUCGUUCCUUGCAGGAAUCGUCCCAAUGGGAGACAUAGUUUGGUGCGAACGGAAGGGACGUUUCCUUGACUUGCCAAAAUCCAGGACAUGGAGUAAUAUGAACGGAAGGACGGCUCGUUCGUUAAAGGAACGGGAUUCCGAAUGCACGGGAAACCCAACUAGGGAGAAUGCAAUCGCAGGGAGGUGCGUUUUGGCCACGUGGUUUGCCACGGGGCGCUUUCUGUGUCCGAUUGCAAUUCUGCCAUGAACGGAAAAGGAAAGACGGAGGAAUGAAACGCACAAAAGGAAACAGAAACGCACCUCGAGAUGCUCCGUGGAGGGUGCCUCAGGGUUUAUUAAAAAAAAAGGUCUGGUGCA
Anolis carolinensis (green anole) is the source of this 5785-nucleotide messenger RNA. RefSeq names its product Rho GTPase activating protein 25 (gene arhgap25). Lineage: Eukaryota; Metazoa; Chordata; Lepidosauria; Squamata; Anolidae. Gene Ontology annotation, cellular component: phagocytic cup. Gene Ontology annotation, biological process: actin filament organization; negative regulation of small GTPase mediated signal transduction; phagocytosis, engulfment. Gene Ontology annotation, molecular function: GTPase activator activity. The transcript is spliced from 11 exons. The coding region runs from base 3470 to 5368 and encodes 632 amino acids. The record is from RefSeq and is a predicted model, not a curated record.